Molecule: messenger RNA, 694 nt
Organism: Engraulis encrasicolus (European anchovy)
Lineage: Eukaryota; Metazoa; Chordata; Actinopteri; Clupeiformes; Engraulidae
Product: ras-related protein Rab-15-like
Exons: 7
Coding region: 38-679 (213 amino acids)
Molecular function (GO): GTPase activity; GTP binding
Source: RefSeq, a predicted model, not a curated record
AAGCGAAGUGAAGUCUCCUGUUUGUGUUUCUCUCAUCAUGGCGAAGGAAUAUGACGUCCUGCUGCGGCUCAUGUUGCUAGGAGAUUCAGGAGUCGGGAAAAGCUGUCUACUUUGGAGAUUCGCAGAGGACGACUAUCACCCCUCACACAUCGCCACUGUCGGUAUUGAUUUCCGGAUGAGGACUCUGGACAUCAACGGCAUGAGGGUCAGAGUGCAGAUAUGGGAUACAGCAGGACAGGAGAGAUACCAGACGGUCACCAAGCAAUACUACAGACGCGCACAGGGCAUCCUGCUGGUGUAUGACGUCACUGAUGAGAGCUCAUUCCAACACAUCGCCAAGUGGAGCAGCGAUGUGGACGAGACGGCCCCUGGGGGGGUGAGGAGGAUUCUGGUCGGCAACAAGUGUGAUCUGGAACAGAUGAGGAGAGUCACUACUGAACAAGGAAGCAAGUUGGCCCAGUCGUAUGGAAUGGACUUUUUCGAGACCAGUGCCUUCACUAGCCACAACGUUGCCGAGGCCUUCACGUGUCUGACCCAGCAGGUUCUGGUGAGCAGCAGCAGUGACGGCGGCAAUCAGCUCUGGGUGAACAUCAAGAGCGACUUGACCUCCAACGACCUUCACAGCGACGCGACCUCUGACGAGGGGACGGACGGCUCACACAGCACCUGUCUCUGCUAGAACACACACGCACGC